AUGGUUGAUCAAAGACCUAUUAUUCUUUGGGCCCAUGCGAGGUCUCUUUCUACAGUCUUUGAAAGACCAUUUCUUCAACGUCCUCAAGAGUUCCAUGUUAUCCAUGAACCAUUUGUUCCAAUCGGUCAUGCGUACAUGACCAAUAACCAAGAAUUUUUAAAUAAAAUUCCAAUACCAAAACCUACUGAUCCGAUUACUUUUGUACACCACUUUUCACCUGUUCUUAAUGAAAUUCUUGCUCCUCAUUAUUAUAAUGAAGACAAAACACACAUCUUAAGGGUUUUUGUGAAAGAUCUUGCAACCAUCUUUUUACACGCAUCAGAAGGAAAUCCGUUACAAUCCAAGGAAAUUCUCACAAAAUUUAAACAUACUUUCUUAAUUAGAAACCCAGAAAAAUCAGUAAAAUCUUAUUAUAAAGCUGCAAUUGCUACAUAUAACGCUUGGGACAAGGCCGGCUUGCCUAAUUGUGAAAUAGUUGAACUUUUUUCCUCAAACAAAAUUGGGCUCAAAGAAUCGCGGAUCCUUUAUGAUUUAAUUAAGAAUGCAACCGAAGAAGCGAUUGCAUUGGUGGAUGCUGAUGAUUUAGUUCGAGAACCCGAAAAAAUUUUGAGAAAAUAUUGUGAGAUGGUCAAUAUAGAAUUCACAAAAGAAAUGCUUGAAUGGAAAUCAGAACGAGUAGAAAUAUGGGAUACAAAAAUGUCAGGCCUAUAUCACGUUCAAGAUUUAAAUUAUUUGUGGCAUAAGAAUGCGAUGCAAAGCACAGGAUUCGACAAAACAAUCAGUAAUGAUGAAGAAAUUGAAUAUCCACUAUAUGUUUACGAUAUAAUUACAGAAAACAAACCUCAUUAUCAAUACUUGUUUCAACAUAGAAUUAAAAUUUAG
Messenger RNA from Racocetra persica, 882 nucleotides. Lineage: Eukaryota; Fungi; Glomeromycota; Glomeromycetes; Diversisporales; Gigasporaceae. The record is from the annotation of a GenBank genome assembly.